Messenger RNA from Hemiscyllium ocellatum (epaulette shark), 2283 nucleotides. It is a transcript of the gene ngef, whose product is annotated as neuronal guanine nucleotide exchange factor. The coding region runs from base 1 to 2283 and encodes 760 amino acids. Gene Ontology annotation, biological process: activation of GTPase activity. Lineage: Eukaryota; Metazoa; Chordata; Chondrichthyes; Orectolobiformes; Hemiscylliidae. The transcript has 15 exons. The record is from RefSeq and is a predicted model, not a curated record. Gene Ontology annotation, molecular function: guanyl-nucleotide exchange factor activity; protein binding.
AUGAAAGCAAGCAGUAUAAACAGUGUGAAGCAGAUUGGUGCAGUGAAAAUGGAUGAUGCUCCUAGUGAUAACAGGGAACUUGAACUCACUCAACAUGACACUGACGACUCAGAACGAGAAGGAAAGAAGCAUGUACCCAUUCGCAGGAAUUCUUUGUUUUACCGUUCCAUGAGGAGGAAACGACAUACCAAGGAUAGCCACAAGACCAUGAAAAGAGAUGGCCUACAGGAAAGACCAAAAGAACUAGGACUUGCCCCCAAACUUUCUGAUUCACUGCCUUGCUGGAAAAUUCCCACUAUCACCCCGCAGCAUAUGCAGAGAUCUCCACUAUUCAGCAACAACCUUGGGUCAUCGGUAUCAAAGAACCUUGGACCUAAGCAUUGGAAUAGUGGUGAAAUGACAAUGUUGCCCAGUUACCAUGGGUGUUUGCCAGUUUUGGAACUGCAUGAGGUGCAAAAGGAAAAUCACGUACAAAGACCUUAUGACAAUCAAAGUUGUAAUUUGACAUCAAGCCCUGAAAAUUCUCGAAAGAAGGCAUCUGGUUCCAUUCCAACUCAGGGUAAAGUCACUGGUACAGAGACUCUGGCCAAUGACCUUGGAUCCUGUACUCUUGGCGAAGAAGUCCAGUCUCCAGAAAACACAGGGUUGAAGGACAACCCAGGAUGGUGGAAAACCCUGAUCAAAAAACUUCUGUACCAGGAAUAUCGGGAAAAGAGCACCAUUCAAGAAAUUGAGACAAGACGGAUGCAAGAUUGCACUGAAAAAGACACGCCAGAGUUCACAAACAAAGCUGAGCCUCAGGAAGGAAAGACUGAUGCUAAUGCACCUGCUCAAAUGAUAACGCAGCCAGUAAAACUUAGUCAGAGAACAAAUAAUCUGGGCAUGAAAUUAUGGCAGAAUUUAGAAAAAGUGAGGAACAGCACAGUGCUGAGUACUCUCAGUCGCAAGGAAAUUAAACUCCAGGAGGCAAUGUUUGAACUAGUCACCUCUGAAGCUUCUUAUUACAAGAGUCUGGAGAUCCUAGUUUUCCACUUCAUGAAAUCUGAACAGCUUAGUGAAGCACUCAGUCCUAUUGAAAAGCAUCACAUUUUCUCCAACAUCCUAGACAUCAAAGCAGCCAGUGAAAGAUUCUUUCGGGACCUGGAACACCGCAUAGAAGAAGACAUUGUUAUCUCAGAUGUCUGUGACAUUGUGUAUGAACAUACUGUUAACCACUUCAAUGUCUACAUUCCGUAUGUGACAAACCAGAGCUAUCAAGAGGCUGCCUACCGACGAGCAAUGGAAAAUAAUCUCCAGUUCCGUAACGUUAUGGCUGAACUCGAGAAAGAUCCCAAAUGUAGAGGACUGCCAUUUCCUUCAUUUCUUAUCCUGCCUUUUCAAAGGAUAACGCGACUGAAACUCCUGGUACAGAAUAUCUUGAAAACAGCAGAAGAAGAGUCAAAGAGAGAAAGCACAGCUGUGAAGGCACAUAAAGAACUUGAAAAGGUUAUCAAAGAAUGUAGUGAACGUGUGAAAAAAAUGGGCAGAACUGAGCAGCUGAUCAGCUUUGAGAAGAAACUGGAUUUUAAAGUCAAGGCUGUACCAAUCAUCUCCCAAUCUCGGUGGCUACUGAAGGAAGGUGAAUUGGAGCAAAUGUCAGGACAGAAAGCAACACGAACCUUUAGGAAGAAGAAAUUAUUCAAGCCAGUCUACCUGAUUCUGUUCAAUGACCUUUUCCUAAUAACCAAGAAACAUUCCUAUGGUGACAGAUAUGAAGUGUUUGACUAUGCACUCCGAGGUCUCCUCCGGGUCCAAGAACUGGAGGACCAGGGUCAGGCACUUGCAAAUAUAUUCAUGUUGAGACUUUUAGAGAACAACAAUGAUCGUGAGGUCCAAUAUAUGUUGAAAGCAAAAACACAGAGUGAUAAGAAACGCUGGGUCCAUGCACUUGUCCCAAACCGAAGAACAAAGUAUGUUUCUCCCAGCUCAUUGCAUUGGGAUUGUCCCCAAGUACAGUGUAUUCAGAGGUAUUCUGCACAGGAACCUGAUGAGCUCUCCUUAGAAGCUGCUGACAUCCUCAAUGUUGUGGAUUGCUCACAAGAUGGCUGGAUAUUAGGAGAUCGUUUGCAUGAUGGAGAGAAAGGUUGGUUUCCCACCCCAGUAGUUGAGGAGAUCAAAAAUCCACAACUCCGAGCCCAAAACAGAAAAGAAUGUUACCGAAUCUAUAAGGCAGAGGAAAGCCAUGGAAGUAAGAACAAGGAAGGAAGAAAAUUUACCAACAGGAAUGUGAUCCAUCAGCGGUGA